AGUCGAUGCGCUCAGUGUGACGUUCCUUACAUACGCAGAGUUUGUAUUGUAGCACUUUAUCAUGGCUUCGUGGCGAGAAUAAUCCAGUUGCAUUUCUACUACUCCGCUUUUUCCUGCUUAAUUUGCACGAGGUGUUUGUGAGACUCAAAAUGAAGAGGAACGACUGCCCUUUUAACAUGGGUACAACUGACACCUAUCUCCCCUAAUCGGAUGGCGGGGGAAAUUAGGGGGUAAUUUACUUAGUUUUGGGGUUUAAAGCUAAAGGAAGAAGCGGUGAACGGCGGGAAGGUUGAACCAUGGAGGGCCUUGUCUGAGGUGUAUUCACCAUAGUACUCCUAGCUGGCAUCUUAAGUAGCAUAACAUUCGAGUAGCAACAGUCAUGGCUGAGAGGGCGACCUUUGGGGCUCAGAGGGUCUCAAGGCCACAGGGCUCCCUCCCGCCAGAACCCAUCGACAUUAUCCGGACAAAAGCCAGAUCCAGAAGAGUCCGGAUCAAUGUGGGUGGGUUGGUCCAUGAGGUGCUAUGGAGAACCCUAGACCGACUGCCACGAACCCGUCUGGGGAAACUCAGAGACUGUAACACCCAUGAAACCUUAAUGGAGAUCUGUGAUGACUACAGUCUAAAUGAUAAUGAGUAUUUCUUUGAUAGGCACCCGGGUGCCUUUUCCUCCAUUUUAAACUUUUACCGGACUGGCAAGCUACACAUGAUGGAAGAGAUGUGUGCUCUGUCUUUUGGUCAGGAGCUUGACUACUGGGGCAUUGACGAGAUCUAUCUAGAGUCGUGCUGCCAGGCGCGAUACCAUCAGAAGAAGGAGCAGAUGAAUGAAGAGCUGAGGAGAGAGGCUGAAACUCUCAGGGAGAAGGAAGGAGAUCAGGUGGACACAGGCUGCUGUCCAGACAAAAGACAGAAGCUCUGGGAUUUGCUGGAGAAACCAAGUUCUUCUGUGGCGGCCAAGAUUCUGGCUAUAAUAUCCAUCCUGUUUAUCAUUCUCUCCACGAUUGCAUUAUCACUGAAUACUUUGCCUGAGCUACAAGUGAUUGACGAAUUCGGACAAUCUAAUGACAAUCCAAACCUGGCCCAUGUUGAAGCUAUUUGUAUCGCCUGGUUCACUAUGGAAUAUAUUCUCCGGUUUUUGUCUUCUCCCAACAAGUGGAAGUUCUUCAAAGGGCCACUGAACGUCAUUGAUCUAUUGGCUAUACUCCCCUAUUAUGUCACAAUAUUCCUGACAGAAUCCAACAAGAGUGUCCUCCAGUUUCAGAAUGUGCGCAGGGUAGUACAGAUCUUCAGGAUUAUGAGAAUUUUAAGAAUUCUGAAACUUGCGAGACACUCUACUGGUCUUCAGUCUCUUGGGUUCACCCUCAGAAGAAGCUACAAUGAACUUGGACUGUUGAUAUUGUUUUUAGCUAUGGGCAUCAUGAUCUUCUCUAGCCUGGUAUUCUUUGCUGAAAAAGAUGAAGAUGCUACAAAAUUCACCAGUAUUCCCGCUUCUUUCUGGUGGGCAACAAUAACCAUGACAACUGUGGGUUAUGGGGAUAUCUAUCCGCAAACCCUCCUGGGCAAAAUAGUGGGUGGUCUCUGUUGUAUUGCUGGUGUGUUAGUGAUCGCACUGCCUAUCCCUAUUAUUGUGAAUAACUUUUCUGAGUUCUACAAAGAACAAAAAAGACAAGAGAAAGCUAUCAAACGAAGAGAGGCUCUUGAGAGGGCCAAGAGGAAUGGCAGCAUUGUGUCAAUGAACAUGAAGGAUGCCUUCGCUCGCAAUAUGGAGCUAAUAGAUGUCAUAAUAGAAAAGGGUGAGGAGAAGGGCUCAGAAAAUCAUCUUUCUCCAAGCAGGUGGAACUAUCAAAAGAGCUCCAACGCUGACAUAAGUUCCAAAGCCCAUGAAGCAAAAUAUCAAGAAAUAGGCCAAUUGGGUUCUCCAGAUGGAGUCUUUGAACCUAGCUCAAGUCCUCAGCGGCUGAAUGCCAAAUCCCUCGAACAAAUGUACAACCAGAUGACAUCUCCAUCAGCCAUAAGCUGCAUUGUACCUUCAGCUUCUAAAGGCUGCACUGUCGGUAGAGAAGAAGAGAUGGAGAUGAAGGUAGUCCAGCGUGAACUGUUUCUAAAAGAAAGACCCAUUAAUGAGAUCAGAAGCCUGUCUAGUGUUGACAGCUUCACUAGCUGCGCCACCGAUAUCAGUGAGGUUGAGAAAAGCGCACUACUGCCCAAUAUUUCAGGAAUACAGAGGCAUCCACGUGCUCCUCCCCCACUUGACCUCCGCCAGAUUACUUCUCUGGAAAAACAAGCACCUGAGGAAUCACAGCAGCACACAAUCAUCAAAGAGGGCCUCUAUGAGUUUGUCCAGUGCAACCCCGAGAGCAGUGCCAUGAUGAGGGGUGAGGAGAAUCAAAGCUUCGAUUCCAGUGGUGAAAAUGUGAGGACCUCUCCAAGAGAAAACAGCCAAUUUAAGGUCAAGGGACUCAAAGUGAACUUCACUGAAUCUGCAGACGAGGGGGCUUCCAACAUGCAUUUAGUUGUGACAGAUGACAUGGCAACACUGACACCAAAGCUACAAGAAUCUGACCCAUUACUGCUGGCCGGUUCUCUUCGACAGAGUCCGAGAUCCCCAGGAAAAGGCUUUGAAGGGGAUGGAACAACAAGCUCUCCAGGUUUCAGCAUGUCCCCUUUUGAAAGCCAAAGAGGGACAAACCAUGUUGAUAGAGCAGCUGUUUCUCCCACUUCCCCUAAAAGUGGGCUAAACUGUGUUUCAGCCACGGUUGAUGCCAUUGGAGGGGAAGACAGCAUUCAAAGUGGACAGAAGGUGGACAACCACCUGCUUUCCCCAGAUAUUCUCAUGUCAUCAGGGGAUGGAGGUCGGUCACCACCAUGUGAAACUAGCAUGUAAUGCACUGAGCAGCCAGCAUUGACAUGUAGAUUCACAAAUUGAAUGCAUCUAAGGCAGUAUGUGGACAGAAAUAGAGAAUAAGACUUUCUUUUGUCUGUGCAACUCAACGUCUUUGAAACUAUUAAUCAAUGAUGGCACUGCAUAUCUGCAGAAAUGAACUAUGAUUUUGAGAGAAAAUGUCUGCUCCCAGUUCAAAAGCUUACUCACAUUCAUGAACAAAACAUUCUCUUAUUAAAACACAAUUAUUAUUUUGUAUGACCCUUAAUGUGAAGGCUUGGAUAGCUGUGUCAUAUACAUUGUGAUGCAUAGAGUGAGCCAGGAAACUGACAUUUUGAUGAAAAUUUUAGAUUUGCAGCCCAGAGUAGAUUUCAGAAGCAUACAUGUUUGUAAAAGGCUAGCCACUGUAGCAUGUGUUAGGUUUGAGUAAUAGUUCUGACCAAAGUGCUACCAGUGUUAUUUGGCAGUUAGCGUUUUAUUUGAAAUAGUAUUUUUGACCAAAAGAUGCCUUAUGAUUUGAUGAUUUCAUGCUGAGUGCUAUGCCUCAGUGGUAAUAUGUGAAACAACACAAGUCUUCAGUUGUCUCUAAUCCAUUUGUAUUUAAAUGUCCCUUGACCAAGCUCUACAAAAGGAAAAAGAACAAAAAAAUAAAGCUUGUCAAUGCUAAGUAUAAUUCUGAUAUCUAGAUGAGCAUGUUGGUUCCCAUUUGCAUCGCUGUUUAGUUGAGCCAUAGUCUACUUAGAAAGUACAUAAAUUCAUUGUAUAACUUGUUUGGCAGGUUACUGCUGUGGACAACACUCCACAUCAGUAUAUCUUUGAAAACGUAUGGAAGAAAUCUUUGUUUUUAUGUUGCCUUUAAUUCAGAAACAGCUGACGAAUUAACCUAUGACGCACAUGCCCUCUGCUGGAUGAAGGAAAUGGCACUUUAUUUCUGAGACAUCAGCUUGACUGAUGAAUGUCAUUUUAACGUUCGUCUCCUGAUGUUCAAUACGAAUGGUCUAACAAAGAUGUUAAUUGAUGUCAAAACCCCAAAGCUCCAUCGUGAAUUGUAUGAUUUGUAUAUUAACUGUAUAUUCAAAACAUUAUCUGCUACACCCAUGUAGUGUGUAGAAACACACAUUUGUGGUAUCAGUCGUAGCCUACUCAAGCAAUUUUAAAGAAAAAUUAGGCAGGACACAAAUCCUGCAUGAAAUAUUCAAAGCUGUGCCUUUUCAUAAACAGUCAUUUAUGAGAAGGUGUUAAGAUUGUGUUUUCGUUCAGAUAAUUCUGUACAGAAAUUCUACUUUUUAUAGAGUAAUAAAGGCAAACACAACUAAUUUCUCAGGUUUAUUAUGUAAUCUUGAAAGCUCUAAUGCCAUGGUGUUUCUUUAAUCAUCUUUUACUAGUAACAUUAAAGGACGUCUAUAAAAUGAAAACAUAACUGAACGGAAUUAAAAGCACUGCACAAUCAUUUACUUGCACAAGCAGACAUCAGCAGAUUUAUCAUGAAUAUGACUUGAACAUUGCAUGUGCAUUCCUAUACAGACUUCUGAAUUCAAUCUCAAAUGUGUUUUUCAUUAAGUUUGUACAUCAGUACGUGACAUUACAUGUUUAUAGUUGUACAUACUUUCUUUGAAAUAGUGACUGCAUUAUUCCAGAUUCCUAGGACCACCAUGAAAGAACAAAUAAAACAUUUGAACAGGACUCUGAUUACUUUCUUCAAGUUGAAAAUUUGAGUACCCCUUCAAGCACAUCUUCAGGUGGUAUCUUAGUAAGAAUCUUGAUGUUAUGAUGAGGGGGACGUUCAAACAGCCUCUGCUAUCUUUUAGAUGCAGAUCAGACUUCAGAGACAAAUAUUUUACAAAGCAUUACAUUGCCGAAGUCAGGGGUAUCCAAACAAAAUGUUAACCCUUGUUAUUGCCAAUGGACAUCACAUGCACAGUACACACUUGUAUGGGUAGUGCUGAAACUAAUUUAUGCUGCUUUAGUAACUAUGCUGCUUUUUUUUUUACAAAAUUUCACACAAUUAAGUUUGUCCUGCUGUCCCUAAAACAGAACAUUAUGAAUAUAUAAUGCAAAAGUAAUAAGUAUGCAAAUUAUGCAUAUGUAUUACCCCCCUCCCUCCCCCAAUCAUCCCACAGGCCAGACUGAAUGAAUCCACAUGCAGG
This is a messenger RNA of Xyrauchen texanus (razorback sucker), 5025 nucleotides long. Its product is annotated as potassium voltage-gated channel subfamily B member 2-like. The transcript has 3 exons. Gene Ontology annotation, molecular function: delayed rectifier potassium channel activity; protein binding. Gene Ontology annotation, biological process: protein homooligomerization; potassium ion transmembrane transport. Gene Ontology annotation, cellular component: membrane; voltage-gated potassium channel complex. The record is from RefSeq and is a predicted model, not a curated record. NCBI's taxonomy places the organism in Eukaryota, Metazoa, Chordata, Actinopteri, Cypriniformes, Catostomidae. Bases 380 to 2881 code for a protein of 833 amino acids.